UACCUGGACCGGAUGUGACUUGUCGGGAAGCCGGUAUGUACGAAUGUGCGCUACAAGGACAGGUUGGGCAAUACACUUACGUCACCAGAAUGGACCGGCUGGAUGUUGACGUGCAAGUGCUACCUGACAGAAUUGAGCCCAUCGAGGGAGAGUGGGGUACCACUGUGGUGACAGGGGAGGGACGAUUCCCCGUGGGAGGGACAGUAACUCUUCUGUGUAACAGCACGGUCGGUGAUCCACCUUCUAACCUGUACUGGAUCGUCAAGCGUGCUAACGACACAGAUUAUAUAUUUCUCAAUGACACUGACCAAUCACAACCCUCCGUUUCGGAAUCCUGUCAGCUCCGACGUACGAGUCGCAUCGUGUGGACAGUCACAUCGGCCUACGAGGAGACGCUGUUCGUGUGUGCGGUUGGCCCGACGAACAUCUCCUCUCGACUAAACACAACAUUUACACUUUUUGCAAUAUCCUGCGAGGGAGAUUGCACAGUGGUGACAACAGCAGUGCCCAAUCCGUCGACCGGUAUAACGUCAGGAGUGAUUGCGGCGGCCGUCGUCACACCUUUGAUUUUCCUGGCCAUGCUUAUCACUCUUGUCGUUAUGUUGAAGUUUCCAGGUGCCCGGGCUGUACUUUGCAAACGGAAAUCCAUUGAAACCAAGGUGAAGCCAUAUGCUUCUAGAUUGGAUAUUCCCCAAGACCUGAAUGGCACGGGUACGUCAGCGCCCCCUACUGGUACUUCUCUGACAAAUGGACAUGGAUCAUCCAUAUAAAGGCUGUAAUCAUUACAGCGUCUAAUCAACACACAUGUACUACACGUGACAUAAAUUUUAAAAUCAGAAGAAAAUAACGACGGAAUGUUACCCAACCACCUGCUUGGACUGAAAUGUCAUGAAAUGCAAAAACGUUUAACGUGAUUAUAUAGAGGAACAAAUGGUUAAAGAUGACAUUUCAUGACUUUUUUAGCGGAAUACAAGACCUAGUUAAAAUGAUAUUUAAAAUGUAUCAAGACACCAAACAGCAACGUUUAUGAUUUCAAUAAUUUUUCAAUGUUAAUUUAUUAAGGAUAUUUCACAGUUUCUGUCCAAAAGUUUCCAGCUCAAUAUAUGCUAAUGAACAAUAAACGUAAAACGCUGAAACCGGAGUCAUUGUAGAAUGCUAGCUGUGAGCGCCAAAAUGACAGCAUCGGCUGUAUGCUCCCCAGGGAGUCGAGAAAGAUAUU
This is a messenger RNA of Mizuhopecten yessoensis (Yesso scallop), 1219 nucleotides long. RefSeq lists its product as uncharacterized. Bases 36 to 770 code for a protein of 244 amino acids. The record is from RefSeq and is a predicted model, not a curated record. NCBI's taxonomy places the organism in Eukaryota, Metazoa, Mollusca, Bivalvia, Pectinida, Pectinidae. The transcript is spliced from 5 exons.